CCGGCGGCGGUCGCGGCUCAACACGGAAGCGAUGGCGGCCCCGGCCGGGGAGGCAGCGGGAGGCGGCGGCGGCUCCCCGUCCUCCGCCCGGCGGCGGCUGCGCAUCAUCUCCGGGCACCUGCGGGGCGCCCCGCGGGCCCCGGGCCGGGGAGCGCUCUCCCCGAGCCCCUGCAAGGCGCAGGGCGGCUCCGCCGGGCCGGCCUCCGGCUCCAUCCCGAAGAAGCGGCAAGAACUUUUGAAGUGGAAUGGAUGGGGAUAUAAUGACUCCAAAUUCAUCUUCAAUAAGAAGGGUCAAGCAGAAUUCACAGGAAAAAGGUACAGAUUAGGUGGUAUGGUAUUACCAACUUUUAAGGAAUGGAUAGAAAAAGCCUUUGGAGCAAGUCUGGAGCACAAAACUACCUCUAGAGCAUCCUUAAACGUUAAUGAUGUACCUCCAUCCAUUGUAAAUGAAGAAUUUCUUCAGGAUCUUAUAGCCACUAAAAUCUCAUACUCCCAGGAUGCAGAAGAUAGGGUAUUCAGAGCUCAUGGUCACUGCCUACAUGAGAUAUUUGUACUCAGGGAAGGAAUGUUUAAGCGAAUUCCUGAUAUAGUUGUAUGGCCUGUUUGCCAUGAAGACGUAGUUAAAAUUGUGGAAUUAGCCUGCAAACACAAUCUCUGCAUAAUACCGUUUGGUGGAGGGACAAGUGUCUCUAGUGCCCUUGAAUGUCCUGAAGAUGAAAAAAGAACAAUUGUCUCACUGGAUACAUCGCAAAUGAAUCGGAUUCUCUGGAUAGAUGAGAAAAACUUAACAGCUUGUGUAGAAGCUGGCAUUGUUGGACAAGAUCUGGAAAAACAGCUUGCUGAAAGUGGCUUCUGUACAGGCCAUGAACCAGACUCCAUGGAGUUCAGCUCACUAGGAGGAUGGGUAGCAACACGAGCAUCAGGCAUGAAAAAAAACAUCUAUGGAAACAUUGAAGAUCUGGUGAUUCAUAUAAAAAUGGUAACUCCUAGAGGAAUAGUAGAAAAAAACUGUCAAGUACCUCGCAUGUCAACAGGACCCGAUAUCCAUCACUUCAUUAUGGGAUCUGAAGGAACCCUUGGAGUGGUUACUGAAGUCACGAUAAAGAUUCGUCCAAUCCCUGAAUACCAGAAGUAUGGCUCUGUGGUCUUCCCCAACUUUGAACGAGGGGUGGCCUGCUUAAGGGAAGUGGCAAAGCAGAGAUGUGCUCCUGCAUCAAUUCGCCUUGUCGACAAUGCACAGUUUCAGUUUGGUCAUGCUCUUAAACCACAAGUUGCUUCCAUUUUUACAUCAUUUUUGGAUGGACUGAAGAAAUUCUACAUCACAAAGUUUAAAGGGUUUGAUCCCAACGUACUGUGUGUAGCUACCUUGCUCUUCGAGGGUGACAGAGAGAAGGUUCUUCAACAUGAAAAGCAAGUCUAUGAUAUUGCCACCAAGUUUGGUGGCUUGGCAGCAGGAGAAGAUAAUGGACAGAGAGGAUACAUGCUGACAUUUGUCAUCGCAUACCUUCGGGACCUGGGCCUGGAUUACUAUGUAAUAGGAGAAUCAUUUGAGACAUCUGUUCCUUGGGAUAGGGUUUUGGACCUUUGUAGAAAUGUAAAGGAAAGGAUAGUAAGAGAAUGCAAAGAAAAGGGUGUUCAGUUUCCUCCUCUUUCCACCUGUAGGGUAACACAGACCUACGAUGCAGGUGCAUGUGUCUACUUCUACUUUGCCUUUAACUACAGAGGAAUUAGUGAUCCUAUUCAUGUCUAUGAACAAAUUGAGAGAGCUGCUAGAGAAGAAAUACUUGCCAAUGGAGGAAGUCUUUCACAUCACCAUGGAGUAGGCAAAUUGCGGAAGCGCUGGAUGAAGGAGAGCAUCUCUGAUGUUGGCUUGGGAAUGCUGAGAUCUGUUAAAGAAUAUGUGGACCCCAAUAAUAUCUUUGGAAACAAAAAUCUUUUAUAAAGCCCUGCACAAAUGAUGUACUAAAAAUUAAAAAUUACUGUUGAAAUUCCUCCACUUUAUUGUAUUGAUAUCCCAGUAAUCAAAUAUAACAUAGAUUAAACUUUAAAAACUAGUAACUUACAUUGCUUUUUUGCUACUCCCUUCCCCCUCCCCCCAAUAAAGUAUAAACAUCACUGUUAAUGUUUAUGGACUUUUACUUACAAUGCUCUUAACCCACUGGGCACGAAGUACCCACCAGGAAAUGCAGAUUUGUUUUCCAAGUUCGGUGUAACACAGCUGACAGUAUUUUCAGUGCUGGAUACUGCCAGAUGUUUCUUGCUUAAAGCAUCAACUGCAAGGAGGACAAAGACUGACAACUGUGUUUUCUACAGAAGCAGCUGCUCAACCCAGCCUCUUGCUAAAGGAAAGCUGCUAAGAGACAGAUGAGGGAACACCAAGGAGUACCUCACUGUACUGAAGGAUUAAGUAUGUAACAGACUUGUAACCAGCAAAUACUUAAGAGUACAAAUACAGGCUUUGAUCAAAAGAGACAGUGUAAGCCAAAUUACUAAAAACUCAGUAGUCUCUCACUGUAGUACUACUUGAAAAUUAUACACAAUUGAACCGUUCUGAGUUGUAUUUGCAUUGCUGGGAUAAUCUUAAAUUAAUUGUAGGUCAGUCACUAAGUUUUGUACAAUGGACAUUUCUCACUGUAUGUUGAAAACAGGUUUGUAACAAAAUUUUGCGUUCAUCUGUACUUCAGUCCUAGUGUGUAUGGUUUUUGUUCCUGUUUUGUUUGUUUUGCACAGAUGCAAAAUAUCUUUAUCAGUUAAAAAAAAGUUUUGGCUAUUCAAAUGAAACUGCCCAGCACUGUCUUUUGAAGCAGUCUCAACAGUUUAAUAAAAUACUUAAGUGGACAACCUAA
Messenger RNA from Myiozetetes cayanensis, 2846 nucleotides. It is a transcript of the gene AGPS, whose product is annotated as alkylglycerone phosphate synthase. Gene Ontology annotation, biological process: lipid biosynthetic process. The transcript is spliced from 20 exons. The record is from RefSeq and is a predicted model, not a curated record. Gene Ontology annotation, molecular function: FAD binding; alkylglycerone-phosphate synthase activity. Bases 32 to 1942 code for a protein of 636 amino acids. NCBI's taxonomy places the organism in Eukaryota, Metazoa, Chordata, Aves, Passeriformes, Tyrannidae.